Molecule: messenger RNA, 717 nt
Organism: Rhopalosiphum padi (bird cherry-oat aphid)
Lineage: Eukaryota; Metazoa; Arthropoda; Insecta; Hemiptera; Aphididae
Product: 33 kDa inner dynein arm light chain, axonemal-like
Exons: 5
Coding region: 1-717 (238 amino acids)
Cellular component (GO): axoneme; filopodium
Molecular function (GO): dynein heavy chain binding
Source: RefSeq, a predicted model, not a curated record
AUGGAGGAGACGAACGAUGAUGAUAAGAACUGCAAUAAUAUAGUAUUUGAUGUGAAGUUGGUCAAAGGUAGUGAUCCAAUUCUGAUAGAAGGCGAUGACGAGGACAAUGAGUGCAACGGCUAUCCACCUGGAUACAACAAAAUAUUCGAAUGUGUCUAUCCGCCAGAGGAAUGGACGGAAAACGGUAAGAAGUGGCGGCGAGUCGCAUCUACGGAGUCAGCCGACCGACAUCAAGUGUUGGUUCUAUCCGAAAGCCUCAAAUUUAACUUAAAGUACUGGAAUGCCAUGAUGCACGGAGUGUGUCCGGUCAGGAGAGAAUUGUUUACGCAGUGUUUCAAUGAACUGAUACGACAAGUGUGCGUAAAUAGCAUUGAGCAAGGUGAAUUGUUAAUCAAAAUUCGAAACCAAUACACCCAAAGCAUAAUCGACCAUAAACGUUACUAUGAGAGCGGUUUAAUAUUUAGAAUUAAACGUGCUUCAUUGAAUGAUAAUAAAAAUGAAAUGGUAAAAAAGGAUUUACAUGAUUUAGAAGACCAACAAAUUGAAUUAAGAAAGCAAUUGAGUGAGGCAAACGUUAAGUAUAAAAGAUUAGAAAUCAAUAUUAAAAAGGAAUUAAAUAAUUUGAAAGAUGCUCACCAACACGAGUUAAAUUUUUUCAAUAGGAACCAUAAGGCAUUAAAAGAUCAACUCGUAAUGAUACUAUCAAUGAAUACAUAA